Messenger RNA from Paramisgurnus dabryanus, 6543 nucleotides. RefSeq names its product solute carrier family 4 member 2b (gene slc4a2b). Gene Ontology annotation, cellular component: apical plasma membrane; basolateral plasma membrane; plasma membrane. Lineage: Eukaryota; Metazoa; Chordata; Actinopteri; Cypriniformes; Cobitidae. Gene Ontology annotation, molecular function: solute:inorganic anion antiporter activity; monoatomic anion transmembrane transporter activity. The record is from RefSeq and is a predicted model, not a curated record. Gene Ontology annotation, biological process: bicarbonate transport; monoatomic anion transport; regulation of intracellular pH.
AUCCAGCAGAGGAAGAGAUUUACCCAUCGCUGCUGGAGUUAGUGGAGGCAGAUAAAUACUGUAGCGUUCUGUAACGUCUCGCUCUUUUCUCUCUCUUUAUCUCUCUCUUUCUCUCUCUCUGUCGCUGGCUCUCUUUAAACAGUGGCAGUUGCCUUUGCACUAAGAUGUCAACACCAGCUUCUCUCCAGUAACGCACAUUGUGGUUAUGCUGCCUAUAAACUCCUGCUUGAGUCUCAGUGAGAAAGAGAAGGGCUAAAGCCUGUCCAGACCAAAGAGUUGUUCAUCAUCAUCAUCGACCACACCGAUCUGACGUCAAACAUGAGUGAUCCCAUCGCCUCAGACAAACUUACCAAUGCUGUGGCUUCAGUUGUUCUCAAUCCUGAGUCGUCAGCCCAGCCGGUUCGAGUUUCCCAAAGACCAGAAGAAGAAGAGGACGGUGACCUGAACAAAGCAUUAGGCAUUCAGCGUUUCCAGCAGAUCUUGAACACGACUCCCAGAGUUCCCGGCGAGCAGCACCGCGUCUACAAUGAAAGAGAUUUUGAAUACCAUCGCCACUCCUCCCAUCACAUCCAUCAUCCGUUGUCCAAACUCGCGGGAGGCGGCCGGAGGAAGAAGAGUUCGAGGAAGAGGAGGAGAAGCAGUAGCAGUAGUAGAGACCACAGAGUAAGCUCCAGUCCCACCAGUCCUUUAGCUAUUGAGGAAGAUGAGGAUGAGGAUGAAGAAGAAGAGGUUGUGGACAGCCAGAACACCUCUAUGGUAUCAACAACAGAAGCUGAGAAGAAAGGCAACGUGCAGUUUUUCGUCUCGGACGAUGACUCUAAGGUACUCACACCCGAGGGUCCAGUGUCUCACCCUGCACGGGGUCUCGUGAUCGUACCCAGCGCUGCUGUGUGCUCAAGACCAGAGGAAAGCUCGCGCACUGAAACAUCUGAACCUGCUCCAGUGUCACCCGUUACUACUGAACCCAGUCCUCUUCAUCGUGUAUCAAGCCGCAGCUACGACCUUCACGAGAGACGUCGCACAGGCAACAUGACGGGCACAGAGCAAUCCAAAUAUCAGCGAAUCCCAACAGACGAAUUUGAGGCUCGAACUCUCGCAUCUGCCGACCUGGAUGGCAUUAAAAGCCAUCGUUUUGAAGACGUUCCCGGGGUCCGUCGACAUCUGGUUAGGAAAAGUGCAAAGGGUCAGGUGGUGCACCUCAGCAAAGAUUACAAGGAGCCCAGCACACGCAUUCGCAAACUGGACCGAACGCCACAUGAGGUGUUUGUGGAGCUCAAUGAGCUCAUCAUGGAUAAAAACCAAGAGAUGCAGUGGAGAGAAACGGCUCGCUGGAUCAAGUUUGAAGAAGAUGUAGAGGAAGAAACGGACCGCUGGGGAAAACCGCACGUGGCAUCGCUGUCCUUCCGCAGUUUGUUGGAGCUGAGAAGGACCAUCUCUCAUGGAGCCGUGCUGUUGGACUUGGACCAGAAGACGUUGCCUGGCAUCGCUCACCAGGUGGUUGAACAAAUGAUCAUCUCGGAUCAAAUCAAAGCCGAGGACAGAGCGAAUGUCCUACGUGCUCUCUUACUCAAACACAGUCACCCGAGCGAUGAGAAGGAGCACAGCUCCUUCCCCAGAAACAUCUCCGCGGCGAGUAUGGGCUCCCUGAUCAAUCAUCACCAGACCAGCAGUAAUCAUCUGUCUGUCCCCGAACUCUCGGUCACCGAGCCUCUUAUGGGAUCCGGUCAAGACGGCGCGCUUCACAUCGACAUUGAGAAGAAUGAGAAAGAGUCUGCUUCGGCUAUAGGCAUGCACAAAUCCAAAUCCAAACAUGAACUGAAGCUUCUAGAGAAAAUUCCAGAAGAUGCUGAGGCUACUGUUGUGCUUGUUGGCUGCGUUGAUUUCCUGGAGCAGCCCACUAUGGCGUUUGUUCGGCUACUGGAGGCGGUGCAGCUGGACUCUGUGUUGGAAGUACCGGUUCCUGCGCGGUUCCUCUUCGUGCUGCUUGGGCCUCCCACCACCAGCAUAGACUACCAUCAGAUCGGGCGCUCCAUUUCAACGCUCAUGUCCGACAAGCAAUUUCAUGAAUCUGCAUAUCUGGCAGACGACCGACAAGACCUGCUGAAUGCCAUCAACAGUUUUCUGGACUGCAGCAUUGUGCUUCCUCCAUCAGAGCUGGGCGAUGAAGAGCUCCUGCGCUCUGUUGCACACUUCCAAAGAGAGAUGCUCCGCAAGAGAGAGGAACAAGGGGUGGCAAUGCUGUCCAAAGAGUCCAAAAGUCUUGAAGAGAAAGAGGCCCUGUUGGCGCCCUUAAAGCCUGAAGACGACCCUUUACGACGCACAGGCCGUCUCUUCGGUGGGCUGAUCCGUGACGCGCAACGACGCUACCCGAAGUACAUCAGCGACUUUAAAGAUGCGCUUAACCCCCAGUGCAUGGCUGCCGUCAUCUUCAUCUAUUUUGCCGCUCUUUCCCCGGCGAUCACAUUUGGAGGGCUGCUGGGUGAGAAGACCGAUGGCCUGAUUGGUGUGUCGGAGCUGAUCGUGGCCACGUGUGUUCAGGGUGUGUUGUUUUGUCUACUCGGGGCACAACCUCUUCUGGUGGUGGGCUUCUCUGGACCAAUCCUUGUGUUUGAAGAAGCCUUCUUCUCUUUCUGUAAGAACAACGACAUGGAGUACCUUACGGGUCGGGUAUGGAUCGGAUUCUGGCUUAUUAUCAUCGUGGGGUUGAUGGUGGCGUUCGAGGGCAGCUUCCUGGUCCGAUUCGUCUCCCGUUUCACCCAGGAGAUCUUCUCCUUCCUCAUCUCUCUCAUCUUCAUCUACGAGACCUUCUCAAAACUGGUCAAGAUCUUUCAGGAACAUCCUCUUAGUCGCUGCUCCGGUGAGGUUGUUGAUUUCAAUGGAUCAAUGGUGUAUAACUUUAGCGUGAGGAACAUUACCUUCAGUCCAUCAGCGGUGAACAGCAGCUCACACGAGAUGGUAAAGGUGGUUGGGGAGCCCAAUACGGCUCUGCUGUCGUUGGUCCUCAUGUUUGGAACGUUCUUCAUCGCCUACUACCUGCGCAAGUUCAAAAACAGUGCUUUCUUUCCGGGCAGGCUAAGAAGAAUUAUUGGAGAUUUCGGAGUUCCCAUUGCGAUUCUUAUCAUGGUGCUGGUAGAUUACAGUAUUCGAGACACAUACACACAGAAACUGAGUGUACCUCGAGGUUUGUCUGUGACGAGUCCUGAGAAGCGAGGUUGGAUAGUCAACCCUUUGGGCACGGAUAAACAGUUUCCUAUCUGGAUGAUGUUUGCUAGCAUCCUCCCAGCUCUGCUCGUAUUUAUCCUCAUCUUCAUGGAGACACAAAUCACCACAUUGAUAGUCAGUAAAAAAGAGCGUAUGCUGGUGAAGGGUUCCGGUUUCCAUUUGGAUUUGUUACUCAUCGUGACUCUGGGUGGCACCAGCGCUCUCUUUGGUUUGCCGUGGAUGCCUGCGGCCACCGUGCGCUCUGUGACCCAUGUCAAUGCCCUUACUGUGAUGAGCAAAGCCGUCGCCCCGGGAGACAAACCACGCAUCCAGGAGGUCAAGGAGCAGAGGGUGACCGGGUUACUGGUGGCGGUACUUGUGGGUCUCUCAAUAGUAAUCGGAGAUCUACUAAGUCAAAUCCCUAUCGCUGUGCUCUUUGGCAUCUUUCUAUACAUGGGUGUGAUGUCACUAAAUGGUAUCCAGCUAACAGAACGCAUUCUGCUCCUCCUGAUGCCCCCGAAGUAUCACCCCGAUCACACCUAUGUCCGCAAGGUGAGGACGCUGAGGAUGCAUCUGUAUACAGCAGUUCAGGUGGUUUGUCUCGCUGUCCUCUGGGCCGUCAUGUCCACGAUAGUGUCGUUGGCCUUCCCGUUUCUCCUCAUCCUGACCGUCCCUGUUAAGAUGUUUGUCCUGCCGCGGAUCUUCUCCAGCCGUGAAAUGCAAUGUUUGGAUGCAGAUGAAGCUGAGCCCAGCUUUGAUGAGAAAGAGGGGCAAGAUGAGUACACCGAGAUGCAAAUGCCUGUUUAAGCCACGCCCACAUCGGAUUGUCUCACGCGUCGCCCUCUGUAACUUCAUGUCAGUCACACUAUCGGCCAAUAAGAGAGUUGCCUUUCAGAACAUGAAAACCAAAAUAGACAGAAAUCCGGUGUGUCUUGAUGCAGAGGUCAAUGUACUGUAUUGUAAAGGUGAGAAUAUCGGUUUCUCAACCCAACAUCUCCAAAGACUGCUAUCGAUAUUUUUGUAUUCAAAUCAUUUGUGCUGCUAGAUUACCGUCAUAGCCUUAAACCCAAGCAUAUUUGUAACCUAAGAGGAAUCUGUCGUUUAUAUGGGGUUAACUGGACAACGUGCAGGCUUUAAUGGGUCAAAUAUGAAUAUUCACGCCAAGACCAUCAGCAUAUAUACUGUAUGUGUGUCAUCAUUAAUUUUAUUUUAAGAAUCAGUUGAUCAGUGUUUUCCUCUUUAUAAGUUCUUCGCAGUGUACUUCAGAUAACACAAAGAGCAGUAUUUGUGAAAUUCCCAUCUGGAUACAAACGUGGGGCUUUAUUUCCUUUUAAUGUAUUUAAUUAUAAUGUUUUUUAAUGCCGGAUGUUUCUGAAAAUGUUAGAUGAACGUAUUCGAUUGUCUAUCUUGGGAGAUUUACAGAUGAGUGGAUGUACAGGACAGUAUUCACUUGUGGGCACGAGUCUUAAAAUCAACAAAAAAAAAAAACUGUUUUUAAGUACGUGCCACAUUAAAGUCCCUGGAGGUAGAUGUUUGCAAUACAGAUUGUGAUAUUUUGUGAUAUUUUUAUGGUUCAUUUUUAAGAACUUUACAUGUUGAAUAGUAAAUUUAAGUCUUUUCUUUGGCUUUACUUUGACAGUGUCUGUCCCUAUUGGAUGCAUACGUUUUUAAAAUCUUUUUAAAAACUCAUUUAGGAUUACAAACACUAAAACAGAAGCCUGGUCUCUUAAACACGAAUCUUUAACAAACACUGCGUGUAAAUUGAUUUAUAGUAUUCAAUUUGUUACCAGUCCACAUCAUGCAUACUUUCUUUGCUUUACUAGUUGGAUCACUACAGUCGGUAAACUUGUGAUACCGGGGUUAAAAUGCAAUAAAUACACUGUAAAAAGUAAAAGUUGUAUCAAAAUACUUUAAUUGGUAACGCAUAAAAAUAAAAUUUGAUUUUAAAGUGAGAUUUUUUUUUAUAAUGUAUGUUACCAAUUGAAGCAAUUAAAGUUUUUUUUCCCUUAAAGUGAGAAAAUUAAAUGUUAUAAAACUUACUUCAAUUGGUAAAACCUAAAAUUUCGAUUUUUGAUUUAAAGUGAAAAACUUGAAAAUGUUUAAAUCAUUUGUUACCAAUUUAAACAAUUAAAAAAAAAGUUUUUCACUUAAAGUAAGAAAAUAACAUUUUAUAAAACUUACUUCAAUUGGUAACAUACGGAGCCCCUAAGGGGACAUGGAGUAAAAAUUAAACAAAGUUUAGUUUGCAUAAAACUAUCGUGUGCGUACGUGAACCUAAACGCGAAAAAUUCUGCACAUGAAGGUUUCGCGUGAGCACGCCGAAGUUUCGCGUGAGCACGCGAAAAAGUUUCGCGUGAGCACGCCGAAGUUUCGCGUGAGCAUGCGCAAGUAAAAUUUAGAUUUUUUUUACUCCAAUGUCACCUUAGGGGCUCGGUAGUAACACUUAAAAAAAUUAUCAUCAUUAUUAUGUUUAAGUAGAGCAACUUUUCACUUUUUAACGUGAAGAUAGUCUCAACGCUCACAGUUUGUCUUUCGACUAAACAUACACUUUAUAUAUAAUGCGCACAAACAACAGUUGCAAUUGUUAUUUUCGGGGGUUUUUGUUGUGCUUUAGUUCAUCACAGCAUUCGUGUCUACAUUCCAGUUAGUGAUUUUCAAUUCAGGUGUGUUACGCAUUUAUACCGUUAGGAUGAUUUAAUAAUAGGAGGUUACAGAAUGGUGCAUACUUUAUAUUAUAUAGGCAUAUGCACUAACCAAUGACUGAAUCUGAGGCUGAUCUCAACACUUGUAGGUCUAGAUGUAUCAUGUCAUUAUAUCAACAUACAGUACAAAUGAUUAAUCUAUUUUUAAUAUAUAUUUUUGGUAUCUGUGGGGUGUUGUUUAGUACGUAAAGAGUUAAGUGGUUCAAUCACAGCACAUUAUCACAGUUUAUUUUUCACAUUAAACAAAUUCAAAGUUUGGUUGUCAUAUCAGGACGAUGCUUUGCAGAUGGAGAAAUGAUGGUAUAACAGCACUUUUGUGUGAAUGCUUGUAGUGUUAUUUUUUGACGGAUGUUAAACGGCACUAUUAUGUGGAUGGUAUUUAUGAAUGGUGGUCUACGAGUAUUUAUGAAGGUUCGUUAUUGAACAUUAUGCUAUUUGUUCGUCGGAUGAUAUCAAUCACUGUAUGUGUUCGACUGGUAUUUGGCAAAGGGAAGCGAGAGUUGUGUUUCAUCUGUGUAACGUCAUUUUCAUGCAUUUUAUGUUUUAGUUUCAUAUCAAAUUUUUUUAAUUUCUUGUGUACAUAAAGCAAUAUUUACAACCAAUUACACAUAUUGUGAAUAAAGUUGAUUUUUCUAUUUAA